AUGCCAGUGACCAUAUGGCGGCCAAUCAGUAUACUCGGAUACGCUAGCUUCAGUAGUCCCAGCUGCAUGAGCGCCAUCAAAGGAAAUCCAACAAAAGCAGAGCCCUCGGCACGAGACACGCCAACUCCACAUUCCGUCUUUCUCUUGUCAAACGCAUCAGGUGACGUUUAUCUCAUCUAUCGGCACCAAUGGUCGACGUCUAUUCAUGGGUCGGUGGCGUUAUGUGGCCAACCACGUCCACUAACUACGGGCGGGCCCCUGACCACGACGUCCACUCCCUCCCCAAUAUGUCUCUCCUACCCCCAUGUCCGAAGUAUAGACAAGGGACCUGUCUUCUAUGACGGCUUAGGAGGCGACGACGGCACGUGUUUCAAAACCGGCGCAGCCCGUCCAGACAUUUACGCGUACAACUACAACACAGAUUGCUACCCUGUCUCUUUGAGCGCUUCAGCUGAUAAAGAAAAAUUCUGGCAGCUGUCCAUUGGAUUCUUUUCGCCGACAAACGUGUGUCCAUCUGUGUGGACCACGGCAACAACUUUUGUUGAAAGUGGCGGAGAAACCGAGAUCGUGUGUUGCCCUAGGUGGUCCAAUAUGUCUACUUACAACGGACAUGACUUUGACAGCAUCGGGGCGCAUUACACAGAUGGGACCACGCUGGCUAAUUAUGGCUUAUACCAUCCACCUGUAAUACUCAGAUGGAGGAUUGGUGAUGGAAGUGAAACGACGAUAAACAUUGGUAGCGGUACAUCACCUACAGCUGCGCCAGCGUCUUCGCAAAGUGCCACGCCGAUUAGCACAACAACGCCAGGCGCAGGGACACGAGUGGCGGCAGGCGGGAUCCCAACAUUCGUGCUGGGUGGACCUGCUAUCGUUGCUUGGCUAUUAGCCUGA
This is a messenger RNA of Paraphaeosphaeria sporulosa, 891 nucleotides long. RefSeq lists its product as uncharacterized. The record is from RefSeq and is a predicted model, not a curated record. Lineage: Eukaryota; Fungi; Ascomycota; Dothideomycetes; Pleosporales; Didymosphaeriaceae. The coding region runs from base 1 to 891 and encodes 296 amino acids. The transcript has 4 exons.